Messenger RNA from Priapulus caudatus, 2404 nucleotides. RefSeq names its product serine beta-lactamase-like protein LACTB, mitochondrial. Lineage: Eukaryota; Metazoa; Priapulida; Priapulimorpha; Priapulimorphida; Priapulidae. The transcript has 8 exons. The record is from RefSeq and is a predicted model, not a curated record. Bases 231 to 1952 code for a protein of 573 amino acids.
UAAUAUCAUUCAGUUCAAUUUCAAUUCAAACACUAUCAUGAUAAUUAUACAGAAAUCUGUGCAUCACCUCGUGAUAAGGGGACUCAUAGCAUGAGUAGGCAUUACGCACUACGCAUUACCGCACUACUAGUGCUACGACUAGUAACUGAGUUGUACUAGUAGUAGGCCUAGUAGUAGUAGUACUAGUACUAGUACUGUAGCAGUGCCAGUACUGCAGUAGUACUAUUUCAAUGGCAAUGAUUCUGAAUAGCACGAUGUCGAUGUUGAGACAGGUCAGAGCACUAAAAUCAUUCGGGAGGUCGUGUAUUAGUUCUGUACCUAAACAAAUCCUGACAGGCCAGAACAAUACCAAGUACCAGUCGAUUCGUUUGGUAAGGCUAGGCGUGGGCCAUGGUCGUAUGUUACCACGCCCACUAUAUUUAGUUGGAGCUGGAAUAGCAGCUGCGAGUGUAACCGUGUAUUGGCAAUGUGUUCGCGACAAGACGAACACACUUUGUGAGGCCAAGCACAUGAAUAAUGAGGCUGUCGAGGAAGAGCCCGAAAUUCCCAGAAGUGCAGGACUAAGAUUGGCAGAGGCAGUCGAGAAGUCCAAAGAUAUAGCGAGGCGUAUAAAGGAUGAAGUUGGUGCGCCGGGCUUGGUCGUUGCUGUAGGCCUGAACGGAAAGCUCGUAUGGGUGGAAGGAUUCGGCUACUCUGACGUCGAAAAUCGUGUCCAAUGUCAUCCAGACACGGUGAUGCGGAUCGCCUCCAUAUCCAAGAGCAUUACGAUGACAGACGUGGCCAGGCUGGUGGAGGAGGGAAAGCUCGACCUGGACGCACCUCUGCAAAAAUACGUCAAGGAUUUCCCAGAGAAGACCUACAAUAAGCAGAAGGUGACCAUCACCACACGAAUGCUGGCAUCCCACAUGUCCGGUAUACGACACUACGAGAAGGAGCUACUUGAAAAUGAUAAAGCGAAAAGGACGAAAAAAUGUACGCGACGACUGGGGAAAUUUUACAGGCAGAGAAAAGUACAAAGUAAGAAGUUCUUGUACACGACGCACGGUUACACGUUGAUCAGCGCUGUGGUAGAGGGCGCUAGCGGUCAGAAGUUCACGCGGAGGCUGAAGCGACUUUUCGACGACCUUGGUAUGAGCAAUACGCAGGUGGACAAGCCAGGGCAUCUCAUCUAUCACCGCUCGCACUACUACAGAAAGAACGAGCGAGGGCGGCUCGUCAACGCCCCCUACGUCGACCUGAGCAGCAAGUGGGCGGGCGGCGGCAUCGUGUCGACGGCGCCGGACCUGAUAGCGUUCGGCACCGCGAUGCUGUACAGUCACCAACACCGGCCCUGCCCCGCCUGCGACCGCGGCGCGCAGACGACAGGGGGCGCCGCGGGUACGACAGGGGGCGCCGCGGCUACGACAGGGGGCGACGCGGGUACGAUAGGCGGCGCCGCGGGUACGACAGGGGGCGCCGUGGCUACGACAGGGUGCGCCACGGCUACGACAGGGGGCGCCGCGGAUACGACAGGGGGUGCCACGGAUACGACAGGGGGCGCCGCGGGUAAGACAGGGGGCGCCGCAGUCGACACGGCCACGCGCAGGUGUCUGCCCGGUUACCUGUCGCACGAGACCGUCGAGGACUUGUGGCGCCCCCUGGAGCCGGCGAGCGGCGGCAGGCCGUGGCGUUACGCGAUGGGCUGGGACGUCGUCGCGAUCGAUCAGACGCGCGCGCACUGCCGCAAGGAGUGUCGCGCCUACCUGCACACAGGUGGCGCCGUCGGAGCCAGCACCGCGCUCGUGAUUCUGCCGCGCAGGUCGGCGGACGACGCUGGUGGCUCCAUCUGUGAGAGGAACAGGCAGCUGCCGCGCGGGGUCGUCGUGGCGAUGAUAAUGAAUAUGCAGUCGGUGAGCCUGGCUAGGGCAGCUGUGCGCAUCGGCGAGGCGUUUGAACAGGUGGAGGAGAAUUGAAGGUCGAUCGUCAUGGUAACGCCGCAGCCGCUCUCUCGGGCAGUCGGAAAACAAACGAGUCGUUUUAAUUAUAAUCAACCGAUUUUAUUCGAGUAACUUUCGCAAAUUUACAUUACACGUCCGGAUUACGAUGAAAUAAUUUAACUGUGCACAUACAAAUAACUUGUGUUAAAAUAUGCAGUCGAUGAUAAUUGAUAAUCAAUCGAUAUAAUGAUAUUGAUGCGAAGUAAAUGGAAAUACAGGCAGAGCAAUGUCCGUUGUAUGCGUUACCUAACGUUGUGCAUGCACACGUGAGCAUGCGUGCACGCGCGUGUACGUGUGCGCGUGCAUGGGUGCAUAUGAGUGUGUUGUGUGCGUCUACGUGCAUGUACAUCCACGUGUCGUGUAUGUAAACGUGCACAACAAGUUUAUGCAACGAUUUCUAUAAUCAAUAAAAGAUAUUCGUACGAAAA